This is a messenger RNA of Schistocerca cancellata (South American locust), 4612 nucleotides long. Its product is annotated as protein dachsous-like. Gene Ontology annotation, molecular function: calcium ion binding. Lineage: Eukaryota; Metazoa; Arthropoda; Insecta; Orthoptera; Acrididae. The coding region runs from base 418 to 2223 and encodes 601 amino acids. Gene Ontology annotation, biological process: homophilic cell-cell adhesion. The transcript is spliced from 3 exons. Gene Ontology annotation, cellular component: plasma membrane. The record is from RefSeq and is a predicted model, not a curated record.
UGGCAAGGUGGCUGCAGACCGCGACGGGCGUCACGCCGCGAGUUCCCGGGCACCGCCGUCGCCGCACUCGCCAUUCGCUCUCCUCCGUCGGUCGGCACGGCGCGGCGUUCGCACCCGGACGAUCGGACGAUGGAGCGGCGUCGGAAGCGCCGCGACGGCCUGCGUGCAGCACGUGUGAGGGCGACGAGUGCGUCGGCGCUGUGCUGAGCCGAGCCGUGCCUCCUGUGUGUGCCGUGCGCGAGUGACCGCCUGCUCCGGCUAGUACAGUGGAUUACUCCGUUCUGGUGAACAGUGGAUUCGUACGAGUGGCUUUUUUCAGUGUUUUACUUGCAGUGCUCAAACGGCCUCAGGAUAUUGGAAGGAAACACUGCAGGAUGGCGGCGGCGGCCGGCUAGGCGCCCGCUGCGGCUGCUGGAGAUGGCGGCGCUGCUGCUGGUGCUGCUGCUGGUGGCUGGCGGCUGCCGGCGCGCCGGGGCGGAGCGCGUGCGCGACCUCGACGUGUCGGAGGGCGCCCCCGUCGGCACCCGCGUCGGCUUCAUCGGCGACGGCGGCGGCGGGGGCGGCAGCGGCAGCUCCUCCAGCGGCGGGGGCGGCGCGGGCGGCGGCGGGCCGCCCUACCUCAUCGUGCCCGUGCCCGGCAGCGCCGUCGACUCGGACCUCAGCAUCGAGCAGACGACGGGCGAGAUCCGCACCAAGGUGCCGCUGGACCGCGAGACGCGCUCCUCCUACUCGCUGGUGGCCAUCCCGCUCAGCGGCGAGAACGUGCGCGUCGUGGUGCGCGUGCUCGACGAGAACGACAACGCGCCCACCUUCCCCACCGACGCGAUGCUCAUCGAGUUCCCGGAGAACACGCCGCGCGACGUCAAGCGCACCCUGCACCCGGCCCGGGACCUCGACCUGGGCGCCUACAACACGCAGCGCUACAACAUCGUCUCCGGCAACACCAACAACGCCUUCCGGCUGUCGUCGCACCGCGAGCGCGACGGCGUGCUCUACCUGGACCUGCAGAUCAACGGCUUCCUGGACCGAGAGACCACCGCCGCCUACAGCCUGCUGAUAGAAGCGCUGGACGGCGGCAACCCGCCGCUGCGCGGCACCAUGACCGUCAACAUCACCAUACAGGACGUCAACGACAACCAGCCCAUAUUCAACCAGAGCCGCUACUUCGCGACGGUGCCCGAGAACGCGACUGUGGGCACCAGCGUGCUGCAAGUGUUCGCCACCGACACGGACGCCGGGGAGAACGGGCGAGUCGAGUACUCGAUAAACCGCCGGCAGAGCGACCGCGAGGGGAUGUUCCGCAUCGACCAGGCGACGGGCCUCGUCGCCGUCAACAGGCCGCUCGACUUCGAGACGAAGGAGCUGCACGAGCUGGUCGUCGUGGCCAAGGACCGCGGCGAGCAGCCGCUCGAGACGACCGCCUUCGUCUCGAUACGCGUCACCGACGUCAACGACAACCAGCCGACGAUCAACGUGAUAUUCCUCAGCGACGACGCGACGCCCAAAAUCUCCGAGUCGGCCCAGCCGGGCGAGUUCGUCGCGCGCAUCUCCGUGAACGAUCCCGAUUCCAAGACGGAGUACUCGAACGUGAACGUGACCCUGCAAGGAGGGGACGGCAAGUUCGGACUGGCGACGCGCGACAACAUAAUCUACCUGGUGAUCGUGUCGCAGCCGCUGGACCGCGAGCUGCAGCCCAACUACACGCUGUCCGUGAUCGCGACCGACCAGGGCGACCCGCCGCUGCACGCGUCGCGCACCUUCCACCUGCUGGUCACCGACAUCAACGACAACGCGCCCGAGUUCGAGCGCGCCGUCUACUACGCGAACGUGCUCGAGGUGGCCGACCCGGGCACGUCGGUGCUGCAGGUGCGCGCGCAGGACCGCGACGAGGGCGACAACUCGGCGCUGUCCUACUCCAUCGCCGACACGCCCGAGACGCACUCGGGCUGGUUCCAGAUCGACGCCCGCUCGGGGCUCGUCACGACGAGGGCGCACAUCGACUGCGAGACGGACCCCGUGCCGCAGCUCACGGUCGUCGCCAGCGACAACGGCGCGCCGCCGCUCUCCUCGUCCGCCACGGUGCUCGUCACCAUACACGACGUCAACGACAACGAGCCCAUCUUCGACCAGAGCUUCUACAACGUGUCCAUCCCCGAGAACGAGCCGCGGGGGCGCUGCAUUCUCAAGGUAAGUCUGACCAACUACUUUAGAGCAGAAACCUGAAGACUACAUCUCAAAUGGUGAGUUACUGCGGAUAAUAGGCUAGUGUUUUGCCGUCACUAUAGAUGAUUUUUAUUUAGCAAUGGAUGCUAAAAUUAGCUUUCCACUACUGUUAGUAGGUACUACACUGGGAUUGUGAAUAGUGGAAUUUUACCUGAAAGAUGAAAUCCACUCUUGUAGCUUCUACUUUAACAUUUCACAAUUAUAGGAGAUACUUCGUUGCAUUUUUGUAGAGCUCCGUGAAAGGCGUAGGUCGGAGGAAAAUCGCUCCUUGGAACAGGAAUUACGAUUCAAAUUCUUAAACAUGAAUUACCUGCAAAUGCGUUGUUGACGAAUGUGAUUGGGUGUACAUAAACAGCUCGACCGUUGAUAAAUUCAUCUUCUAGCAUUACAUAAACUCCAGUAACACAUAUUCCUUCCAGCCAAUCAAUUCAGUAUCACAUAGAGGUACUGGCAGAAUUGACGCUGUGAGAGCUGGUCAUACCUGGAUAGAUUAGUCGAUAAGAGAGUUGCCCGCGAAACGUAAGAUUCCCGAGUCAAGUCGUGGUCCAGAACACAGUCUUAAGUUGUCAGGAAGUUCGAAUUUCGCGCAAGUUUACAUAAGACAGUUAGCGUGUUAUGGAGGGAAAUAAAGACCGGCACCUACAUAUGUUCUCCACAGCUUACCGCACGCUGUGUGGUAGAGGUCACGUGUGUACCAUAAUCUUCUCCAUCAUUUUCGAAGGAGAAGAGAUUUUAUUUGUGGGUCCGUAGCUUUACCUGGGACGAUGCGAAGUUCUAGCUUAACAGUUUGGCUGACUACAAGAAUGAGCGGUUUAGAACGGCACUGCGACCCCGAAGCUUGUCGCAAAGAAUGAAAUACAAAUAGACAAAAAUGCAGCUCUGGAACUUGUCUAAAGCAAAGAAAUACGUGUGUACUAGGCUGCAGUAUCGAGCCCUCUCCCCCUCCGCCACCUUCUCUUUCCCUGACCCCUUGUGUCCUAUUCUAUUCGCCCAUAUAGCAAGAGAAGAUAGGCUGUCACUGAUCAUCUGUAUAAGCCAGAAUUUCUCUAACUUGACCAUCGUAGCCGUUACGCUGGAUGCAUGGUAAUUUUCAUGUAAUCCGCCUCUUUUUAAGUCUGCAACGGAAUUCACGCUGUCACUUUUUUCCGAGAAAGCAUGAAACAAAUCGUCACUUUUUAGUCCUUUGUUCAGGUGAUAAACAAUAAUUGCGUCCUUAUGUACACAAAUGAUUAGAAGUACAAACUGUACGUGUACUUUGACCGUUAGAAUUAAGUAGCCAUCAUGUGGUGCAAUGAGGGCCUCAAGACGUCGUAACACGGAGUCAAAGACGGCCUGGAUAUAUUACGGGGGAACACACAGCCACGCGGUUGUAGGCAAAGCAUCGACAGUGGUUUCAGGAGGACCAGAACGAACAAGUUGGCAACAGAGCAUAUCCCCGACGAGAGAUGUCAAGCGAACGUGCAGGGCACAGAAAGCAGUGCCAUCUGUCGUUCUUCGAAGAGGAGUCGCAAUUUCCUCUCCACGCGUAGUCGGGCGAAUGUCCUACUGAAACAUGGCACGGGGAGCUGCCUGCAGGAGGGACAUUGCCUCGGACUCUAAGCUGUCACUGACGUAGCGGUUGCCGUUCAGAUUGCUCUCGGCGCCAAGGAGGCGAGAUCUCAUGUUACAGCCAAUGGCGCCCCUAAGCGUUACACUUGACGUUUGUCCGCUAUGCCGCUCAACAAUGUAGUCUGCCCGAUAGCUGUCACCGCGGUAGCGUCUAACACAGAACAAACUGAAGCGGCACUCGUCUGAAAACACUAAAUUUUGCUGUUCAGCACCUCAGCGACGGCGUAUAUAUGUCCAUAGCAGUCUGACGCGUUGGCGUUUUCUGGACAGUGGAAGCGGGCACUCUGGAAUUCGUGCCAUCAGUCCAUUCCCCAGCAGAAGGCACCGUCUACGCAGCUAUGUCCACAUUCGUCACAGUGCUUCGACGUCGAGGCAACGCUGUGGACGAGGCCGUUGUGUCGUUUACGGCCACGUGGACAAGAUGGAGGUCAGCCCGUGCUGUGGUCACACUGUGUGGUCCGGUAUCCGCUUGUCGCUGUGUACGACCCUCUUCUUUCCAGUUGUUCAACACACGCGUCGUUGUCGCAGCAGCGCGCCAUGUUCGAACCGCCAUGUCACGGUGCGACAAAUCCGUGUGACGGAGACCAGUCUUUCAGCCACGUUCGAAACCAUUUCGAUGCUGAUAUUGUGCCCUUUGACGCCGACGGAGCGUACCGGCACUAUCUCUCACGUUUCCAGUCGGUUUGACGGCUCUGCGCCGACUGUGCGUGGCUUAGCUAUGACCUGUCCGGGCACACAAAAGUGGGCGCUGUUAGCGCUAAGUGCAGUCAGUCUUAAUCAC